GGGGGGGUUGUUUCUGGCUAAUAUAAAUAUUGCAGCGUUGUGGCAUGCAAUUGCAAUGAAUGACUCUCUAUAAAAAAUACAAUUAUCGUUAUUGACGAGCGUGUUGUUCUGUUACCUCCCGGGCAGUACCUUAAAACGCUGCAGUUUUAGACCCAACUUCCGUGAAGCAUGCCAUCCACACGUCGCACAAGCAGAAUAACUCUUUUUUUACAACUUUGACGGGCGCUGGGCGUAUCUCCCCCCCCACUACCCUGAGCGAGAAGGUGUUUACACGUUGCAUCGUAACAACCGGUUGAUAAAAGCUGCUGUUAAGAAGGCGAACAACGCCGCCUUCGUCGUUGGUUGAAUCUUGAGAGUUGAAACGAUCGGCCUCAACAAAUGUCCGGCGCGCCCAAUUCGCUCCUGGUGGUGUGCAUCCUAAUCGCUGUGUGUGUCCUCACGGAAGCGAAGUGCAAUGACACCACGGAGUAUGAAAUCCACGGUCGAUGUUGUGAGAAAUGCCCACCGGGUUUCUUCAUGACGGAGAAGUGCUCAGAAGGAUCAAAAGCAUCCACGUGUGAGAAUUGCACCGAGGGAUCUUACAGUGACACGUACAGUACAGCUGGUCAGUGCAAGCCAUGUGACUUUUGCAAUGAAGAAAUUAAUAAGACAGAGGUGAAGCCCUGUACACCGACAAGUAAUCGGGAGUGUGCUUGUGAAGAUGGCACUCACGAAUUUCACGACGGAGGGAUCGAGAUCUGCUGCAAUAACUGUCCUGCUGGAGAAGAGUUGACAAGAGAAUGUAAAAUUGGUAGACCUACAACGUGUACCCCAUGUAAUGAAGGAACCUACAGCAACGGCAGAGGAGUUUGCUCUCCGUGCACUGGGUGUAACAACGACGAAAAGAUGUUGGCAGCUUGCACGGCGGCGAGUGACACAAAGUGCGGGACGUACGACGGCAUUUUCAUCAAUUUCGUCAUAUUGAUGAUGGUAGCAAUCAUAUUCAUAUCUAUAUGCUGCUUGAAAAAACACCAUUUCAGUGUGGAUCCGCUGCACAUCGAAGUAAAGAAACGCUGUUAAAACCAAUCCCUGGUUGGAGGUCAAAGGUCGGACCAUUCGUCCAACGGUGAGAGGCCGGGGAAUGCGGACUAACGUGACGAGAAGAGGCUAUCUCCGCUCUCUCCGCCAUCUCACCGUACUCAACAAACAAAAACGAUGUUUUUAAAUUUGACCAGGUAAGGCCCACUGAGCUGUAUGGCCCUUUUUUCAGAAGCGACCUGGCCACAAAUGACAGCUCAA
Messenger RNA from Petromyzon marinus (sea lamprey), 1278 nucleotides. Its product is annotated as tumor necrosis factor receptor superfamily member 16-like. NCBI's taxonomy places the organism in Eukaryota, Metazoa, Chordata, Hyperoartia, Petromyzontiformes, Petromyzontidae. Gene Ontology annotation, biological process: regulation of cell population proliferation. Gene Ontology annotation, molecular function: signaling receptor activity; protein binding. The record is from RefSeq and is a predicted model, not a curated record.